UCUAUCAUGCUUAAGUCUGUCACGAUUACCUUUUCAGUUAUAGUUUUUUUAACGCUUUAUUAUAAGGAUGCCGUUAAACCUACUAUACAAGGUAAAGAAGAAAAUACUCUCACAAAGUGGCCAGGAAUUUUAGAGCCUAAAGAGACAACAAAUGCACUACCUAAACUUGCUCCAGUACUAUAUAAUAUAUCAUUGCUACCGAACUUAGAAGAUAAUACAUUUAAUGGAACAAUUAGUAUUGAAGUUAAUGUUACUAAAGAAUGCAAAUAUAUUGAAUUGCACGCCUUAAAACUAAAUUUAACAAGUUAUGUCAUUAAAGAGAGCCUUAAGGAAGUGAGCUGUGACGGACCUCCACAAUACUCAGCAAAAAAUGAAACAAUCACUUUCAACUUUAAGCAAAUGCUUAAGCCCGGAAUCUAUGUAAUGCUCUUAUCUUACCAAGGUGAGAUAAAUGAAAUAGUGGAUUUAGCUAAACAAGAGGGAGGGUUUUUAAAGUCAGAAUACCAACUAAAAGAUAAAGAAAAGAAGUAUUUUUACGGGUCCAGGUUCGAACCAAGUUAUGCACGCAAAGUUUUCCCGUGUUUUGAUGUGCCAUCUCUUAAAGCGCGUUUUAACAUUCAGUUGACUAUACCUGAAAGUUAUACUGCCCUUUCGAAUACUCCAGUGGCCUCAGCUGUUCCUCAAAACGGCUUUCAAACGGUCUCCUUUGAAACGACUCCGAUUAUGUCCACCUAUCUGGUCGCCUUUGUAUUCGGAGAGUUAAGCUGUUUGAGUUACCCAGUAAAAAGCAGUUUUCCUGUUAAAGUUUGUUCGGUAGCGGGAUCAACCUAUGAACCAUUACGAAAUUAUACAUCCGGCUUAGUUAUUGAGACUUUGUCCUUUUUUACCAACUUUACUGGUCAAGAACUCCCUUUACAAAAGUUGGACGUGCUCUUUUGGGAGCGAAAUUAUGUGGCAGCCACGGAAGAGUGGGGGCUUAUAGGCAUUGCUGGUUCUAAUGUCUUGGGAGAGGUCGAAAUACCUUUAGAUGAAUUUAAUAAUAAAAGUUUGGCUCUGGUUAUAGCUCAUGAGGUCGCCCAUCAAUGGUUUGGAAAUUUAGUCACUAUGUCUGAUUGGAAGGACCUAUGGUUAAAGGAAGGCUUCGCAAAUUAUAUGGGCUCCUUCGCUUUGACUCAAUUACACAAGGAAGGAGACUAUUGGGAAAUACUAGACACUUAUAAAGAGCGUGCGUUAGAGAUAGAUGCAUCCAUCUCUUCACAACCAAUUAUUAGCGAUAAAAAAUCUUUGGAUGAGAUGCAUUACCACCUAAGCUAUGGUAAAGCGGCUUCUCUCCUUCGUGCAAUUGUUGAUAGUAUGGAUCCCGUAGUAUUCCAGCGUGCUGUCCGGACUUUUUUCAAAAAGUAUAAGUACGGGUCUGUAACUUCUACAGAUUGGUGGAAUGUGCUCUCGAGUGAGAAUGAGGAAGUAAAAUAUGCUACGCGUUGGUUUGAUACGGCAGGCUAUCCCAUUCUAUACGUUGAGAGAAGAAACAAAAAUACCUUGCAUGUUUGGCAACAACGUUUCUUGGACAUAGGCGAGAAUCUUACUAGUGAGACAGUCUGGCCCAUAUAUUUUUCCGUAAUUGGUGAAGGUUCUAAAAAGCCAUAUAAAACGCUUAUUUUAAAACGUGAACAGAAUAUUACACUUCCGCAUGAGCUUGCCAAUAGUGCUUGGAUGAAAGUAGAUCCUAACCAAGUCGGCUUUUACAGGGUUAGUUAUUCUUCUAGCAUGCUUGAAGCGUUAGGCAAAGCUGCCAAGGACGGAGCUUUAAGUUCAAAAAAUGAGGAUCAUGUCUUACAGGAGGCCAUAGUGGUUUCCAAGGCUGGCCACUUGUUGACUCACCAUGUGCUAAGUCUGUUUCUUGACUACCAAAAUACUAGAAAAGUUGCUCAUUGGAUUGGCAUUAUAAGCUACUUAGUAAAAGUUGACAUUAUUUUUGGCCCUUCAAAAGAGAAUUGGUUGGCAUACCUAAAAGCUCUUUUUCGCGACAAGUUUGAUAAUGCUUCUUGGGAGCUGAAGGGCAUUGAGGACUCUGAGCAACAUCUAUUAACGCCAUUGCUAAUACCGUUUUUGGGUUUUCAAAAUUAUUCUAAUUUGGUUGAAGAGGCCUUAAAAAGAUUUAACACAUUUCUAUCUGAUAAUACUUCACUGGCCGAUGAGUUUAAAGCUCCUGUGUUUUUUAUUGCUGCAUGUAAAGGCACUGAAGAGAAUAUUAAAGAGCUGCGCAAGAUUAGUAAGGAAGAGUGGUUUGCAAGGGUGGCGCUUGCAGCUUGCAUAGAGGAGGAUACAAAGGAGCUCUUAACUUAUAUGAGUAGUCUUUCCUCGGAUGAGCUGGGGGAAAAUUUUAUGACCUACUUUUAUCUGGCUCUUAGUCCAACGAGCAGAGAAGUCGCUUGGGAAAUGCUUAAGGAAGACUGGAACAAAACUAUAAAAGCUUUCCAUAUCGGUUGGGAAUAUCCAAUAAUUGACCGAGUGUUGCUUUUUGCGACAGAAGAGAGAGCAAAAGAUAUAGAAAGCUUUGCUGAUAAGCUAAAAGGAAAAGAUGAAGCUGGUGCCACUUUACUUAAGUCAGUCGGUAAGAAAGUUAGGAGGAAUUUUUUGAGAAAAAAGCGAGAUUUGCAAUUAUUAAAUCAGUUUCUUACUAAAAACUAAGCGAUGUAUAAUUGGCUUGUCCCUUGCUUUAAUACAAUAAAGUUUUUUCAAUUUA
Molecule: messenger RNA, 2746 nt
Organism: Zophobas morio
Lineage: Eukaryota; Metazoa; Arthropoda; Insecta; Coleoptera; Tenebrionidae
Exons: 24
Coding region: 7-2691 (894 amino acids)
Biological process (GO): proteolysis; peptide catabolic process
Cellular component (GO): cytoplasm
Molecular function (GO): metalloaminopeptidase activity; zinc ion binding; peptide binding
Source: RefSeq, a predicted model, not a curated record